Saccharomyces eubayanus is the source of this 2721-nucleotide messenger RNA. It is a transcript of the gene UBP3, whose product is annotated as mRNA-binding ubiquitin-specific protease UBP3. Gene Ontology annotation, biological process: protein deubiquitination. The record is from RefSeq and is a predicted model, not a curated record. NCBI's taxonomy places the organism in Eukaryota, Fungi, Ascomycota, Saccharomycetes, Saccharomycetales, Saccharomycetaceae. The transcript has a single exon. Gene Ontology annotation, cellular component: cytosol; nucleus. Gene Ontology annotation, molecular function: cysteine-type deubiquitinase activity; cysteine-type endopeptidase activity. The coding region runs from base 1 to 2721 and encodes 906 amino acids.
AUGAAUAUGCAAGACGCUAAUAAAGAAGAGUCGUACUCAAUGUAUCCCAAGACCUCUUCUCCGCCACCACCCACACCAACAAACAUGCAAAUCCCCAUCUACCAGGCACCCAUGCAGAUGUACGGCUACACCCAGGCGCCCUAUCUAUAUCCAACGCAAAUGCCCGCGUACUCGCUCAAUAUGGUCACCCAAAACCAGGCGAUGUAUCAUCAGAAUACUAGCCCACACUACCUGCCUCCUCAAAACAACAUGAACACCGGGAGCGCCAAUGGCAACAACAGCAUAAACAAGAAGAAGUGGCACUCCAACGGGCCUGCCAACAACAGCAAUGGCCAGAACGCCAAUUCAAACGGCACCGGUGUGAAUUACAACAAAUCUCACAACUACCACCACAACUACUCAAACAGCCAUAUCCCCAUGAUGAACGGCGCAAACAACGGCAGCAACAACACACCCGUCAAGAAGCAGGCCAAUUCUUCCAGCACCAAUGGCUCGACCCCCUCUCCUUCAUACAACUCCUCGCCGCAGUAUGACUUAUUCAAGUUCGAUGUAACUAAAUUGAAAAACCUCAAAGAAAACUCGUCAAACUCCAUUCAGCUGCCACUGUUCAUCAACACCACGGAAUCGGAAUUCGCUGCGGCAAGUGCCCAGAGAUACGAUCUAAACUUGAAGUCUUUAAACUUGGACUCCAAAAGUUUGGAAGAACACACUAAAGAAAAGAGCACCACCCAUCACCAGAGGGAAAGUCACACGAUAUCAAAAAACGGCGAAGAAACUGAGGCAGAAGUGGAAUCAGAAGUAGAUAAAGAAACCAAAGAUAGAGACGAUAAAAAACCACCAGCGAGCAAAGAUAACCGCGAACAUAAAAGGAAAGUAGAACCAAAGAAAGACGACACCGAGAAGGAACAAGGUGAAGAAGCUAUCUUGGAGGCGCCAGUCCCUACCGUUUCGCCUCUUGUGGAAAAUGAGGAGUUAGAAGAGAUGGCUGACGAAGAUACCGCCAAGGCGUCGUCGUCACCUACACUCCCUACUGCCAAAUCUUGGUCCGCCAUUGCCUCAGACGCAAUCAAGAGCAGACAGGCCAGUAACAAGUCAGCCUCGGGUUCCACCAUUUCCUCAGCUUCCGCUUCUACAACAGCAACAACCACGCCAUUAUCGACAGCAGCCACAGCAAAAACCAAUUCUUCGCUAUCAUCAAAGCAACCUCAAAGAAAGGACAAAAAAUACGUCCCACCUUCCACUAAAGGUAUCGAACCACUAGGUUCCAUUGCAUUAAGAAUGUGCUUCGAUCCUGAUUUCAUCAGUUACGUUUUGCAAAACAAAGACACCGAAAAUAAGAUUCCAUUACAUUCCAUCAUUCCAAGAGGUAUAAUCAAUAGGGCCAACAUCUGUUUCAUGAGUUCUGUAUUACAAGUCCUACUUUAUUGCCAACCGUUCAUCGACGUAUUAAACGUCUUGAGCACACGGAACACAAAUUCAAGAAUAGGAACCUCAUCAUGCAGACUAUUAGAUGCCUGCUUAACCAUGUAUAAACAAUUCGAUAUGGAAACGUAUGAAAAAUCAUUAGAAAGUGCAAAUGAAAAUGAAAAGUCUACAGAGACAGAUUCAAAGAAACCAAUCAAAUCUAAGAAUUUCCAACACAAUGCUACCGCAGAGGCUGUCAAACCGGAUGAUUUUUACAAGACUUUGUCCACAAUUCCUAAAUUCAAAGACUUACAAUGGGGCCAUCAGGAGGAUGCUGAGGAGUUUUUGACUCAUUUAUUAGAUCAGUUACACGAAGAAUUAAUAUUCGCCAUUGAUGGUUUAACCGACAACGAAAUUCAAAACAUGUUGCAAAGCAUCAAUGAUGAACAAUUGAAGAUUUUCUUCAUCAGAAACUUAUCGCGUUAUGGCAAGGCGGAAUUCAUUAAGAAUGCAAGUCCCAGAUUAAAGGAAUUGAUAGAGAAAUAUGGCAUGAUUAGUGACGACUCUACCGAAGAGAACGGUUGGCAUGAAGUUAGCGGUACUAGCAAAAGAGGUAAAAAGACCAAGACUGCGGCCAAGAGAACUGUGGAGAUUGUUCCGUCACCAAUUUCGAAAUUGUUUGGUGGCCAAUUUAGAUCCGUACUAGAUAUACCAAACAACAAAGAAUCUCAAUCAAUUACACUGGAUCCAUUCCAAACAAUCCAAUUGGAUAUUUCAGACUCCAGCGUGAAUGAUCUGGAAACUGCAUUCAAAAAAUUUAGCGAAUACGAACUAUUACSAUUCAAAUCCUCUUCGGGCAAUGAUGUCGAAGCCAAGAAGCAAACAUUUAUCGACAAAUUACCCCAGGUUCUUUUGAUCCAGUUUAAACGGUUUUCAUUCAUAAACAACGUGGAUAAAGAUAACGCAAUGACAAACUAUAAUGCAUACAAUGGACGUAUCGAGAAGAUAAGGAAGAAAAUCAAAUAUGGCCAUGAAUUAAUUAUUCCUGAAGAAUCAAUGUCUUCUAUAACGUUGAAGAGCCACGCCUCAGGCAUCGCCGAUAGAAAUUAUAAACUAACUGGUGUGAUUUAUCACCACGGCGUAAGCUCCGAUGGCGGCCAUUACACGGCAGAUGUUUAUCACAGUGAGCAUAAUAAGUGGUACAGAAUUGACGAUGUAAAUAUUAUUGAACUGGAAGACGAUGAUGUUUUGAAGGGUGGUGAGGAAGCUUCUGAUUCAAGAACUGCCUAUAUUUUAAUGUAUCAAAAGAAAAAUUAA